AUGUUUUAAUUGAUAACCCCCUCACCAACUUGCCUAUCUUGGCUUUAACCCUUUGUAUAUAUACCAGGUGGUGUCAAGGAAAGUAAACCAUCUUAGAUCCAUUGUUUUCAUUUUAUUUGGUGAGGUCUAUCCAUGGCUAGAAAGAAAGUGAGAAUGGCCUACAUCACCAACAAUUCAGCAAGGAAAACUACAUUCAAGAAAAGGAAAAAGGGUAUGAUGAAGAAGUUGAGCGAAUUGAGCACUCUCUGUGGAGUUGAUGCAUGUGCUGUUAUUUACAGCCCAUUUGAUUCUCAACCUGAGGUUUGGCCUUCUCCAUCUAGAGUCAAAAAUGUUCUUGAGAAAUUCAAGAACAUGCCUAUGAUAGAGAAGAGCCAAAAGAUGUUGAACCAAGAAAGCUUUCUGAGGGGGAUGAUAUCUAAAACGAAUGAGCAAUUGAAGAAACUAAGAAAGCAAAAUCAUGAGAAGGAAUUGAGACAUACCAUGUUCCAAAGUCUCACUACAGGAAUUCCCCAAUUCCAGAAUCUGAAUCUGAUAGAUAUGGGUGAUCUUGAGCAGCUUAUCAACCAGAAAUUGGAUGAGAUUGAUAGCAGAAUAGAGAAUCUCGGUGAGGAGGUGAUCGAAAAUGAAACCAAAAUGUCCAAGUUGCACAAUAAUGCAUGCGAUGGAAUCCAUGGCAUGUGAACAUGGUGAACCCAAACCACACCAAAAUAUGGGAUGUGAUGCAGAUGAAGUUCUCCCAUUUGAGGAUCCUCAUCAUAAUGAUGUUGUCCCCUAAGAAAUUAAUGUGGUGUUAGUUUCCUUCUUGGUGAUUUCUCUUUAGAUCACAGUGUCAUUUCUAGCUCUUACUUGAGUUUAUGUAAUAAAUCAUUAAUAAAAGUAUUAAAUAGAACAUUGAAAAUU
Messenger RNA from Rosa rugosa (rugosa rose), 900 nucleotides. RefSeq names its product agamous-like MADS-box protein AGL80. Bases 133 to 681 code for a protein of 182 amino acids. Gene Ontology annotation, biological process: regulation of transcription by RNA polymerase II. The transcript has a single exon. NCBI's taxonomy places the organism in Eukaryota, Viridiplantae, Streptophyta, Magnoliopsida, Rosales, Rosaceae. Gene Ontology annotation, molecular function: RNA polymerase II cis-regulatory region sequence-specific DNA binding; protein dimerization activity; DNA-binding transcription factor activity, RNA polymerase II-specific. The record is from RefSeq and is a predicted model, not a curated record.